AUGGGGUUCGCGAAGCGGUCCCCCGUGGCCAAUGCACGGCGCAAGCAGAGCUCUAAGCGGAGCGCGGUGGCGGGAGCGAUGGCGGAAGUAGCAUCUGCGGUUCACGAGGACGAGAGGGCAGCUGUGGUUACUGCAGCAGGUGAGGCCUCUGCUGAGAGUGCUGCCUCUGCUGACCAUGCGUCUGCCACCACUGCUGUUCCUGCUGUCGCUGUUGCGAUCCCCGAGCGGCCGCCCACCAGAUUUGUGAAGCGGAGCCCGCUCAAGGAUGCGAUGGCGAGGAAACUGGAGGCAGCGGCUGCAGCGGGCGAGCCCAGCGACAAUGAAUCGUUCUCCCUCCCCCCUCUCCCCUCAUGUUCCAUUGUUGGCCAAACACUCAAUCAAUCUCCCUCUCUGUCUGAACAGGAGCUUGUCGAAGCAGCCACGCGAUGGCGUUCGUCACUUCCUCCCCGGCUGCCUUCUAAGUUCAAGCGCCAAUUCCCAAGGUUCCAGUCCAGACCGCGCCCAGGCACCCACUUGACAGAAGUCGUUCUGAACCUGUCUGGUUCUGCUGCUGCUCAGGAGAAACAGCUGGAACCUGCUCCUGUGUCAGAUGCAUCAGUCAGUGCUGCUGAAGAAGUAGCGGUGACCCAAGAAGAAGAUGUAGGAGAUAUCGAGGCGGUGGUGGAAGCAGCGCAGAGUGUGAAUGGGGUGAAGAGGCGAGAUGCGCUUGAGGCGAUGACGGCCCAGGAUUUGAAAUCGUUGCUCAAGGAAAGGAAAGUGCGGGGGUAUUCGAGGAUGCGCAAGGCUGAGCUAGUGGAGUUCAUCCUCGAUAUGGAGGAGAUUAACUAG
Molecule: messenger RNA, 828 nt
Organism: Closterium sp. Naga37s-1
Lineage: Eukaryota; Viridiplantae; Streptophyta; Zygnematophyceae; Desmidiales; Closteriaceae
Source: the annotation of a GenBank genome assembly